Molecule: messenger RNA, 5880 nt
Organism: Monopterus albus (swamp eel)
Lineage: Eukaryota; Metazoa; Chordata; Actinopteri; Synbranchiformes; Synbranchidae
Gene: map3k5
Product: mitogen-activated protein kinase kinase kinase 5
Exons: 30
Coding region: 592-4698 (1368 amino acids)
Biological process (GO): cellular response to stress; protein phosphorylation; MAPK cascade
Molecular function (GO): ATP binding; MAP kinase kinase kinase activity
Source: RefSeq, a predicted model, not a curated record
GUCUCACUGUCUUCUCUCCGCCCAGUGCGUGUGUUUGGACUGGAUGAUAACAGUGGAAAAUGGGCUGGGUCUGUCUGCACAUGAAAGCUCUCUCGACGCGUGCACGGCGUACUUUCUCUCGUGAGAAAUGACAAGUUGUUGUACCGACAUUCUGCGCUCAAUUUGGACUCAGUGUGGUAUUUCUGAUUCCUGUGUUGUUGCUGCUCUGACAUCGGCCCUGUUGCUCAACUUUGGGAAGAAGGUGUAUUUGUUGUGAGAACAGGGAAGGAAUGCGCGGAUGUGGUGGCUUUUCCUCUGGUGUUUUUCUUCUCGGAACAGUGUCGUGACUCCAAUCAAUCGGUGUUCAUCAGCGUUACCUGGUGUUUGUCUAAGCGUGCAAUCGACUGCAAACAUGCAGCAUGACGUGGAGCUGCACCUCUGCAUGUACCAUACUGUGUACCUGUGUUGAAACGGAGCGAGGUUGCACGUCGUACCUGUGCAGAGGCUCCAUGGGAAACCGCCGUGCGUAACGCAGGUUCUCCAUGGAGGACUGGUGGAGAAGCCGCUCAUCACAAGCCACACUUUAAGACAGCGAGUGACACUUGAAACAAGAUGAGUUUAGACCAGGAUGCCAUAUCGUUACCAGUGCCUUGCUUUGCAGCUUAUCCCGGCAGAGAGAGACGCAGCGGUGAAGGCACCAGCAGCGGCUUUGGGGGUAGCGGCGAAUCCGGGAUCCCCGCAGCCGGGACUUUCUGGCAGGACUCGAUGGUCGGCAGCGGGGGGCACAGCCCGAAUACCGAAAGGUGCACGAUGGACGGCGGAGGCUUGCUGUCCACCGGGAAGUCGUCCAAAAGCAGACCGGUGACAGUGGCCUAUGUGGUGAACAUAGAGGCGGGCCAGCAGAGUAACACAGAGAACAUGGCUCUGCAAUGUCUGAAAGACGCCUGCGACACGGUGGGCAGCAAGCUGGACACCGUGAACUUUAGUAAACUGGACUUUGGGGAGACCACGGUGCUGGACCGCUUCUACAACGCAGACAUUGCUGUUGUGGAGAUGACGGAUGCCUUCCGCCAGCCGUCGCUCUUCUACCACCUGGGAGUCCGAGAGAGCUUCAGCAUGGCCAACAACAUCAUCCUGUACUGCGACACGAACUCUGACUCCCUCCAGUCUCUGCAGGAGAUAAUUUGCCAGAAGAACACUACAUGCUCAGCCAACUACACCUUCAUCCCGUACAUGGUGACGCCCCACAACAAGGUUUACUGUUGUGAAAGCAACCUGAUGAAGGGCCUGACUGAGCUGAUGCAGCCCAGCUUCGAGAUGCUGCUGGGACCCAUCUGCAUGCCGCUGCUGGACCGCUUUGUCCAGCUGCUCAAAGUGUCAGAGGCCAACUCCCACCAGUAUUUCCAUGAGAUGAUUCUAAAUGAGAUCCGUAAAGCUCGGGAGUUGUACACCGGCAUGGAGCUGGCUGCCGAGCUGAGCCGAAUCCAACAGCGGCUGGACAACGUGGAGUGCCUUUCAGUCGACAUUGUCAUCAACCUGCUGCUGACGUACAGGGACAUCCAGGAUUAUGAGUCCAUUGUGAAACUGGUGGAGACUCUGGAGAAGCUUCCGACCUUUGACCCUGUGGUUCAUCCUCAUGUGAAGUUCCACUACGCCUUUGCACUGAAUCGGAGGAACCAGCCAGGCGACAGACAGAAAGCCCUGGAUGUCAUGCUGCCCCUGGUGGAGGACAAGGAGCAGGUAGCCUCAGACAUGUACUGCCUGGUGGGACGAAUCUACAAGGACAUGUUCCUGGAGUCUCAUUUCACUGACACACAGAGCAGAGACAAGGGCACGCUGUGGUUUAAAAAAGGCUUUGAGUCAGAGCCAACACUGCACUCUGGUAUCAACUAUGCUGUUCUGCUCCUGGCAGCUGGACACCAGUUUGACAUGUCUUUCGAGCUUCGCAAAGUGGGAGUGAAGCUGAGCAGUCUACUGGGUAAAAAAGGCAGCCUGGACAAGCUGCAGAGCUACUGGGAUGUGGGGUUCUUCCUGGGUGCCAGCAUCCUGGCCUGUGACAACACUAAGGUCAUCCAGGCCUCAGAGAAACUCUUCAAACUCAAAGCCCCCAUCUGGUAUUUGUGCUCGCUGGUGGAGACCAUCUUGAUUUACCAGCACUUCAAAAAGCCUGCUGUGGAGCAGCCGGCCCCCAGACAGGAGCUGGUGGACUUCUGGAUGGACUUUUUGGUCGAGGCAACCAAGAAAGACGUCUCUUCUGUCCGAUUCCCUGUGUUGAUAUUGGAGCCCACUAAAGUGUACCAACCUUCAUAUUUGUCUAUAAAUAAAGACGUGGAGGACAACACAGUGUCCAUCUGGCACGUGGCUCCUGAUGAGAAGAACAAGGGGAUCCAUGAGUGGAACUUCAGUGGCACAUCAGUACGAGGGGUCAGCAUCUCCAAGUUUGACGAGCGCAGUGCCUUCCUCUACGUCCUUCACAAUGCAGAAGACUUCCAGAUCUAUUUCUGUACAGAGAUGCACUGUAAAAGAUUCUGCGAUCUGGUCAACAGCAUAACAGAGGAGACUCGGAAAGGUCCUGAGGACGGAGACUGUGACACUGAUACCUUAGAGUACGACUAUGAGUACGAUGAACACGGAGAGAGGGUGGUUCUGGGAAAAGGCACGUUUGGAGUGGUGUACGCAGGACGAGAUCUCAGCAACCAGGUCCGACUGGCCAUCAAAGAGAUCCCAGAGAGAGACAGCAGGUACUCUCAGCCGCUUCACGAGGAGAUCGCCCUCCACAAGCACUUAAAGCACAAGAACAUCGUCCAGUAUCUCGGCUCCAUCAGUGAGAACGGCUUCAUCAAGAUCUUCAUGGAGCAGGUGCCUGGAGGGAGUCUGUCUGCGCUGCUGAGGUCCAAGUGGGGCCCGCUCAAAAACAACGAGCCUACCAUUGGCUUCUACACACGGCAAAUCCUGGAGGGGCUCAAAUACCUGCAUGAAAACCAGAUAGCACACAGAGACAUCAAGGGUGAUAAUGUUCUCAUCAACACCUACAGUGGCGUCCUGAAGAUAUCAGAUUUUGGCACAUCUAAGAGGCUGGCUGGGAUCAACCCCUGCACUGAGACUUUCACAGGAACACUCCAGUACAUGGCUCCUGAAAUUAUAGACAAGGGUCCUCGGGGAUAUGGUAAACCAGCAGACAUCUGGUCGCUGGGCUGCACAAUAAUAGAGAUGGCAACUGGGAAACCGCCUUUCUAUGAACUGGGGGAACCACAAGCAGCUAUGUUCAAGGUGGGCAUGUUUAAGAUCCAUCCAGAGAUCCCUGACUCCAUGUCGCCAGAGGCCAAGGCCUUUAUCUUGCGCUGUUUUGAGCCCAACCCUGACGAUCGAGCCACUGCCCUUGACCUGCUCACCGAUGAAUUCCUCACAGUCACCAGUCGCAAGAAAAAGAGCAAGAGCAGCCUCACAGCUCUGACGCCGGGAACAGAGUAUCUCCGUAGUAUCUCCCUGCCGGUGCCGGUGGUGGUGGAGGACACCAGCAGCAGCAGUGAGUACGGCUCCGUCUCCCCUGACAACGACCUCAACACCAACCCCUUCAUCUUCAAACCCAGCAUCAAGUGCUACAGCGAGAAGGACGUAAAGGCGCCCAGGUCCCUCUUCCUCAGCAUUCCUGUGGAGAACUUUGAGGACCACAGUGCCCCCCCAUCUCCCGAUGAGAAGGACUCAGGCUUCUUUAUGCUUCGGAAAGACAGCGAGAGGCGAGCCACCCUGCACCAAAUCUUGACAGAGGACCGGGAUAAGGUGGUGGCCAAUCUGAUGGAGGCCCUCGCACAGGGCUCUGAGGAAAUGAAGAUGAAGCCUCAGCACAUCUCCACCCUCGUGGUCAGUCUGGCCGACUUCGUUCGCAUGGCAGACAGGAAGAUCAUCGCCAACACGCUGUCUCAACUCAAGCUGGAGCUGGACUUUGACAGCACCGCCAUCAGUCAGCUGCAGGUUGUGCUGUUUGGCUUCCAGGAUGCUGUGAACAAAGUCCUGCGAAACCACAACAUUAAGCCUCACUGGAUGUUUGCUCUGGACAACAUCAGCCGUAAAGCUGUGCAGACCGCCAUCACGAUCCUGGUGCCAGAGCUGAGGCCUCACUUCAGUUUGGCCUCAGAAAGCGACCCAGCCGACCAAGAGGACGUUGACGACGAUGACGCUGAGCCGGAGGGAAGCUCCACGCAUAAGAGCCGGGCUCCUCCUGUCGCUGCUCACGACGACACAGUGGCCACAUCGGGAGUCAGCACGCUCAGCUCCACUGUCUCACACGAGUCCCAUAAUGCUCAGCACUCAGUGAGUGUGGAGCUGAGCAGGAUGAAGCUGGAGACCAACAGGCUGCUGGAACAGCUGCUGGAGAAGGAGAGAGAGUACCAGGCUAUUCUGCAGCAGGUGCUGGAGGAGAGAGAGCAAGAGAUCAGACUACUGAGGUUGCGAUCUGAGCCCGCAGACACCCCCACGUCAUCCCCGGAGAGACGCAUGAGUGAGCCUACAGAGAGAGGUGGAGACUCAGAGCUGAGCAGCUGGCUGAGGCUUUACGGUGCAGACCAGGACUCCAUAGACAAAAUUCUGAAUGAGGAGUACACGUUGAACGACAUCCUCCAUGAUGUAACUAGAGACGAUCUGAAGAGUUUAAGACUGAGAGGGGGGAUCUUAUGUAAACUGUGGAAGGCCAUCACAGACUACAGGCAGAAGCCGACCUGAGGCCUUACGUCUUGACAACUGCUCUGAAAAGUCAGGACCUUUGUCCCAACAACUCAGUAUUCUCCUCUUUACCUCAGUAUUUAUAAGAGCAAGACAUUUAAGAGAAGAACCUGUGUGUGUUGACCCGAUGACGGAGUAUUUUGAUCAUUUUUACACAGGGAUUUUAGACAUAGAGUCAGUUUGGAACCAACAGUGACAAAGAAGUGGCACUAGUUUUGUUGUGCCUGAUGGACACGGCACGCUUUUUGUUACAGGUGCAGUGGAAAUGGCAGUUGGUGGGAAAAUCUACUGUUCAAAUCCUGAGAACUGUCAGAACAUUUUCUCCCGUCUUUACAAGAUUUAACGUUUACAAAACUGGGGACCAACCAUUCUCUAAUACAAGCCUGAGAUACAAAAUACUACAUUUGAAGUCAUAUGUACUAAUGUUUUUAUCAUAGGCAUCUGAUCACUACUUUUAUUUAAGUGUGUUUUUAAUCUAAUUAUAAUAAUCUGAAGGAUGUCAGCGCAUGCCCUGAUUUUUUUUUUUUAAUCUGUACUGAGAUUAUUUAAAUUGUCAUUGCUUUUCUCACAUUUCCUUUAAUAAUAUAAAUUUUUAUUUUUCAGAAACAUGUAAAUAUUAUGGUAUAUAAUUAUAUGUGACUUACAGUUAUGUACUUUAAAAUACAUUGUUAAACAUAGUUAAAUCUCUUGUGGAUUGGACACUGAAUGGUAUGAAAAUUGAAUGGUAUAUUAUUGUGUCACAAAUCAUAGGAGAUGACAUUUAGUUAGAAAUUAACAUUACAUCAGACCAUUUGUUCAGUUUUUACAGUUGUACACGGACAAAAAUGUGUUUAGCUUGCUUCUGCAUAUACAGUAUGAUCAUUCAGUCACGUUGCAAUGAAAAUCAGAAAUGCAGACAAGUUUUGUAUGGAAGAGCUUUGACAUUUUUUAUUUUAAACCAAGAUGUUAGAAAUGGGGAAAAUAAUCAUGAGCAGUCUGUCUGUUUUGUUUCACAUCUAAAAUCAUUCAUAUUUUUGUGUCAUAUUGGUAAAUAAAAUGUUUCAUCUUGAAACUGGGAAAAUAUGUAAGAUGUUUUGUUGCAGAUCAGUCUGACUAAAUAUGCUAGUUAAAGUGGAAUUUUAAGAAGAACUGAAAGACAAGAAAAUAAAAUGGUUUCAAAGGUUUACCCUGUAAGUAAAAGAU